This is a messenger RNA of Manis javanica (Malayan pangolin), 1866 nucleotides long. The record is from RefSeq and is a predicted model, not a curated record. NCBI's taxonomy places the organism in Eukaryota, Metazoa, Chordata, Mammalia, Pholidota, Manidae.
CAAGAUGAUGGUGUUGAUGGUCACACAUUAAUGGUGAACCUGAGUCCUACAAAAGACAAAGACUUCUUGCUGCAUGCCAACAACAAGGAAUGCUCUGUGGAGCUACAAAAAUGUGAAAACCCAUGGCCAGAGCAGGCCUUUUUUCUCCUUCAUAAGAAGUCCUCCAAACGUGUUUCAUUUGAAUGUAAGAGCAACCCUGGAAUGUUUCUUGGAGUAAAAGAUAACCACCUUGCUCUAAUUAAAGUAGGGGACCAAACUGAGGAAUCAGGUACAGAGAAUAUCAUAUUUAAGCUCUCUUAAACUUAAUGUGAUAGAAAGCUAUGGAUCUGGGGUUGGGUAGUCCAAAUAGCUACCAUUGGAGAAGGGAUGAAAGAUAAGAGACAAAAACAUUUAAAGGAAAUGGAGAUGCUUAGUAUGCUGUGGAAUGUUUUCCUUAUUAUGUGUAAUUAUUUUUUUUGUAAUCCUUAAGUCAUUUUUUGCUUUUCCUCUAUAUCACUACAUAGGCAAUAUAAGUAUUGGAAAUUAAAUAGGGUAUUGGUAAAGAGACCUGCUAACAUUCUGAAAAGAUACAGCCUGACCUUUACUUUUUUUCUUUCAGUCCAGAAAAAACUUCAUAUUUAGAGCUGAGACCUCUGGGGAAGAAACAAGGGCCUUAGCCUAAGUCUCACUUUAGACAGAGAUUCAUUUUAGAGAGCUACAUAAAGCAUAACUUUUCUAGAUUCCAAACAAUAAUUUCAAAAACUAGCAUUGCUAGUAAAACGUUAGUAAGAUACUACACAGUUUGACUAUUUCAUAAGUGGAAUAGACCCCAAGUCUAUUUGCAGAUGCCCAAAAGUUCAGAUGCCUAUGUGGCUUGGCAGGUAAUAAAAACAUGUGAAAAGGCAAUGAUAAUAAAAAAGUUAAGAAAGAUAAAUCCAAUGUUUGUAAAUUGAAUACUUUUACCUCUAAUUAUUUCAUUUUUGUAGACUGAGUUAACUUUAAGCAAGGCAUUCUUAUAUUAGGAAGAAAAGUUAAUUUUUGUUCAGACAUAAUUGAAAUCAUUAGGAAAAUCUAAUAAACUAAAACAUAUUUUUAAAAAGCAUUGAUCCACAACAUAUGUUAGGGCAUCCCAGUACUAUUGGAUUCAAGUACCAUGGUGGGGCCAGAAGUCCUCUGACCUACUAAAACUUAAAUGGGACAUAGGAUUGAUUAACAUCAUACUUUCAGUAACUGACUAUCCCUCAAAUUUGCAGCAUACCAUGUCCUUCUGACCCUGGCUUCCAAAGAUCUAUGACCUUUAUUCUGCUUCACCAACCUUAUGUUAAAUAACUUUACAAAAAAUUAUUAAUAGAAAUAUUUUUUAUUAACUAUCUUUGCAUUUUACUGUUAACUAAGACAAUAAAAUUUAUACUAAACUAAAUAAUAACAUUUUUUGAAAACUAAAGGAAAAGUUUUUGCUUUUUUUAAAGCCUUGGCAAUUUUUACUACAAUUUUUCAUAGGCUUAAUAUUGACAAUAAACAAUAAACAUAGUAACAGGAUUCUUAUGAAAUAUGACUUUUUUCUGAAAGUAUACGUUUUUCAAUUUCUAAUUUGUUAAGAUCUGUUGUGUAUGAUUUGCUGGUGGAACACAAAAUAAAAGAGGCUGAGAAUUACUGUACAAAGGCAAACAACUGUAGAACAAUGUAUCUUUGUUUUAUUAUUUUGUUAAUAAUUUUAUAUAGAGGCAUAAAAAUAAUAACAGCAGAAUCUAUAUCAUCCCCUCAGAAAAACACUUAAAUGUUGACCAUGUGUGUCUGUAUAAUAUGUUUAAAAUGAUUAUUAUUAAGUAACCAAAUAAAUCUAUUACAUUUUUAAUAUCCUUGAAUAAACUAUAUUUUUCAAAAGGA